CAAAAAGCAAUCUGAGCCUACUUUACAGAAUCUGAUGCCUUGUAGUUAUCCCCCUAACAUCUACUACACCUUUUGGUGUUGUCGGGCCAGGCUUUUAAAGCCCAUGUGAUAAAACAAACAAAAAUAUAUGGAAAUUUGCAACAGAAACCUCAAAAGGGGCUUCGCUCGCCGUGCAGCGCAACCUCAAGCAGGAGAGAUGAUGAGCUUCCUAAGGAGAUCCAUCGGCAGCCUUUCCAAAUCGAAACUGGCUUCGACCCUCCCGUUUUCCUCCGCUUCACAAACAGGAGCAUCAAGGCAAGCCACUCCCGAUUCUGGUCUCAUGAGUGUGGUCUCAAAUGGAGCUGUUGCUUGUUGUCCAAUGAACAUCAGGCCCUCUUGCUUGUUGUCUAGAUCUUUUGUGUCGACAACUUCUAAGGAACCUGCUAAGAAAGAGGUGGUGACUGUGGAGGAUGAUCCUUUUGAUUCUCCGACGUACCAUAUCCCGGAGAAGCCGGUAACCUUUACAGAAGGUGCUUCCUACAGUUUUGUUAUUCUGGCCGGCCUUGCGGUCGCUGGGGCUUCUGGGUACGCUGUGUUUAAAGAGCUCAUGUUUCAACCAAAAGAGUACAAGAUCUUUGACAAAGCGUUGAAGAGAAUCCAAGAUGACGGUCAGGUGAGGGUAAGAAUUGGAUCCCCCAUCACAGGUUACGGACAAGAAACCAGAAACCGAGCUGCUCGCCAACGUAUACCUAACAAAGUAAUUACAGAUGAAGACGGAGUCGAGCAUGUGGAGGUAAACUUCUUCAUCCGUGGGCCUCAUGGAGCCGGGAAAGUGUACCACAGAGAUGUUUAAAGACAAGGCAGAUAAGGAAUGGAAAUACACAUACCUGAUCGUUGAGAUUUUAGCUCCCUCCCCAGCCAAACUGAUGCUGGAGUCCUAUUUGCCCGCCUAGACACACCUCUCUUAUAUCUAUUUUUUUUUUUAUUGUGAUUCAGUUAAGGGUUUAUUGAGAACAACGAGCUAGUGUGACAGUUUUACACUUGUGCUUUAGUUUUAUCAUCAAUUCUGGGAUCAGACAUUUGUUGCACUAGCAUUGCUAAAU
Molecule: messenger RNA, 1082 nt
Organism: Brassica oleracea var. oleracea
Lineage: Eukaryota; Viridiplantae; Streptophyta; Magnoliopsida; Brassicales; Brassicaceae
Product: probable mitochondrial import inner membrane translocase subunit TIM21
Exons: 1
Coding region: 128-832 (234 amino acids)
Biological process (GO): protein import into mitochondrial matrix
Cellular component (GO): TIM23 mitochondrial import inner membrane translocase complex
Source: RefSeq, a predicted model, not a curated record